UGUGAUGCUACUGGUGUGAAAAUACCGGGAGAGAUUUUAAAGCCAGGUGAAACUUUCAGGUUUGGUGUCGAAGAAGAAGAUACAAGUUUGUUGCUUAUCAGGAUGUCGCCGAUGAUGACCAGAACCGAGGGGGGGACCGUGUUUACCAUCACCUCCAGCACCAAAAGCAAGAGGCCGCUGAUUUGCCGGCUUCUGGGCACCUUGUGCUCCAGUCCGGUCUGCUUUGUGUCUCAGAGUUUGAAGCAGCAGCUGGACAGCAGUAACACAGUUCUGGGGACUCUACAGAUUCUGUUUGGAUUAAUGACUUUGGCUGUUGAGUGUAUCUAUACACGCCUUCAGUUAUUUGAUCUGCUGUUCAGCGCCACCUUUUGGUUCGGGGCAGUGUUAAUUGCAGCUGGCAUCUUUUGCAACCUUGUGCACAAGUUCGCCAGCCCAUGCAUGGUUAGCUUUUUGGUCCUGGUGAAUCUUGUCAGUGUUGCGCUGGCUUUAACUACCGUUGGGUUGUUACCAGUGUACUUAGUAACCAUGAAUUACAAUUGUGAUCUACAUAAAUACGAAAUGCUGCAGGGCUGUCAGUACUACAUGCUCUUCAUGAAGGUGCUGUUUGGAGGACUGAUCGUUUUGAUGAUCCUGUUGUCUAUUCCCAUAAUUUUUGUCACCAUCAGCUCGAUUGUUCUGAGUCUGAUGGCUCUGUGGAGGAAGAAGAAAGGAUACAAAAUGAUUUUAGAGGAAUAUCCUGAACUUUACAAGCUCCCUGUGGAGGAAGUUCUUUCCAGCCCUGCCUGGUAGAGAAACACUCUCAAUCCUCAUCAUUCAUGUAAUUCCAGAUGUUCUACCUGGCACUUUUCUUUCUUGUGAAUUGAAAUGUUACCGUAUUGUUAUUAGAGACUGCUGUACGUUUCAUUGAGAGACAUCUCAUUAUUACUUUUGUUAACUGUUACAGUAGAAUCACUCCUUUUCAAUCCUUUAAAUGCGCUACAUAUCUGUCUGGAACAAC
Messenger RNA from Colossoma macropomum (tambaqui), 997 nucleotides. Its product is annotated as membrane-spanning 4-domains subfamily A member 5-like. Bases 103 to 789 code for a protein of 228 amino acids. Gene Ontology annotation, cellular component: membrane. Lineage: Eukaryota; Metazoa; Chordata; Actinopteri; Characiformes; Serrasalmidae. The record is from RefSeq and is a predicted model, not a curated record. The transcript is spliced from 7 exons.